Messenger RNA from Drosophila serrata, 2807 nucleotides. RefSeq names its product run domain Beclin-1-interacting and cysteine-rich domain-containing protein rubicon (gene Rubicon). The record is from RefSeq and is a predicted model, not a curated record. Gene Ontology annotation, molecular function: phosphatidylinositol phosphate binding. Gene Ontology annotation, cellular component: intracellular membrane-bounded organelle. Lineage: Eukaryota; Metazoa; Arthropoda; Insecta; Diptera; Drosophilidae.
AACAGGCACACUGGCCAGUAUCGCAACAAAUAAAAUAAUAAUAACAAGAAUUCGCAAAACAUUGAAGAACUAAAUGGAAAUGCGACCACCAAGCGCCCCGCCCCACUGACAAUUCAGGUGCAGCAAUGGCCAUGCCUGCGCCCACAUACGUGGCAACCGAAGCAACAGCCGUAGCAACUACGUCGGAAAGUGCCGUGGAAUUGCAGCGAAAACAGCAACAACAACGCCUGGCAAGAAAUUCCCUUCUGUCGGAAUUGAGAAGAUCGACAAUUUUCUGGUUUCGUGCGAAGUCAUCGGACGGAUUCCAGUUGCUAUCGCAGAGCUGCACCCGGAUACUGCAGCAUGGAAUGUUGCUGCCCGUGGAGCUGCAGAGACUGGCGGAUGACUUUGAGUUCCUGCUAGCAAGUGCAGGCAAAAGGCAGACACAACAACCACCGCCACAGCUACAAUCACAACAGCAGUCCCAGUCGCAUCCGGCUGUAGUAUUCGGUGCUGAAGAGUUCCUUGUGCAGUGGACAGAGCGUUCGCUGCGUGCCCAGUGCCUGACGCAGUGCCUGCAGACCUUAGUCUCCGAUCCAGAGCUAAUGGACUUUUAUUAUCCCAGCAAGGAGGCCUUUCUGCGUAAUUCGAGCGAUGCCACCGCCCUGUUUGUGUGCCUAACGGCUGUCCAGAUGAAUCAAAGCGGUUUGCUUGGACAAUUGGAGGUGCGAAAUAAGUUACGCCAUCGCCGCACCUGCUCCCAGCCGAACUUUAGCAUCUCGCCCAAGCUCCAGGCCGUGCCCGAGGAGCAGAGGCAGCAGAGACGAAGCUUUCUGCGGCGACUGAAGAGUCUGCCGAAUCUAAAGCACGAGGAAGUGGAGCCAGAAGAGAGCGGCUUCAGUCGACGACGCUGCCAGACGUUCAGCAGCUGUAGCAGAAGCCACCGGCCAAGGGAAGACUUUGUGGAUGCCCCGGCAUCUACAAGUUCCUGCUCGUCCAGCGGUGGCAGUCCAAAUAAACGUAUACAACUUAUAAACUGUGAUGACAUUAAAAUCUGGACCGAUCUGACGCCACAAGAGCAACAAGUGCCCCGUGAAAUGGAAGAGAUACCGAGAGCAACAGCAGCAGCAGCCUCCUCCACUUCCUCGUCGGUGGGCAGUUUCUUGGGCAGCCUAUUUGGAUCACCGCCCGUGUAUACCAGCUGGUUCCAGAGGGGCCUAGGUGAGGACCUAAAUGCCACCGGCGAGGGCGGCGUCUUAGACAACUUCCUGGCCAUAAAUGGCCGAAAGCUCAAGAAACAGCAGACCCUUUUCGAGGGCGUCAGCAUGCUGGAUGAGGCUGCAGCUGCUGCUGCGUCGGCUCCCUGCACAGCAUCGGCACCCUGGGAUAUCCAAAGAUCGGCGGCAGCAAGCAGCAGCAGUACCGCCUCAACGACAGCCUCCAGUUCGGUGAGCAUUACGCCGGGCAGCGAUAAGCUGGACCAGCAAUCGCUGGCCUCCUUCCUUCAAAUGUCCCGACAGACGCACAACAAUACCCAGUUGGAAAAGGAGAAUGCCCAUUUUCGGAUUUCGGAGGCCUGCAUCACAGCCAUCGAGCAUGUGAAGUGGAGUCGUAGGCUGGAGGCAAGACCAGAUCACAGUCCCAGCAACCGGAAUCUAGCGGAACCAAAUCUAAUGCCCUAUGCCGAGCAGAUUGCCGGCGGCGGGGAGAACCACAGUGCGGAGGCAGUGGGUCUGCAGUUGAUAUCGCGCUUCAGUGACCAGCAAUUGCCACGAUUGAGCCAUCUCAAGUGGCUCGUUUCCGAACAGGAGGCGCCGCAAAAACUUCUGCCGCUGCCAAUGCCCAAAAAGGAUCACGAGCAAUCCAGCCUGACCAGGGGCACAUCCAGUUGGGCACCGCCUCGCCAGCAAAUCAUAUUCACCGAACAUCCCACAGAGAGUCGGGCCCAGUUGCUCGCCAAGCAGAAUCAACGCUGUGCCGGCUGCGGAAUGCGUGUGGCAAAGCAUCUUCAGCAGCAUUUUCGCUACUGCAGUUACCUUGGCAAAUACAUGUGCACUGGCUGUCAUCGCAAUCAAAUAUCCGCCAUUCCAGCGAGGAUUCUACGCUCCUGGGACUUCCGGUGCUAUCCAGUGUGCUCAUUUGCAUAUAAACUAAUUGAGCAAAUGUACGCCUUUCCGUUAUUUCAUGUCCCUGAUCUUAAUGGGCAGCUGUACAAGCACAAGGAACUGGCCACCGCCAGGAGGAGGAGACAGCAACUUCAGACGGUCAAAAGUUUUAUAGCAAAUUGUCGGUUUGCUGAGAGAGAGCAAGCCUUCUUCAAUGUUAUUCCUGCUCACAUUACCCAAGACCCGGACAUGUGGUCCAUGUGUGAUUUUGUGGACGUGCAAAACAGCAGCAUGAAUCGAUCCAUCAAGGAGGUAAUAGCAUUAAGUGAACAACAUGUCCGCAACUGUGUGCUCUGUACUGGUCGUGCCUUUGUCUGCGAACACUGCAAAGGUGGCGAGCUUGUUUACCCUUGGCAACGAAAAGUAUAUCGCUGUGAUCGAUGUGGCGCCUGCUUCCAUCACAGCUGCUGGAAGAUCCGGUGUCGCAGUCGCAGCAACAAUAGCUAUCCGUGUUCCAGGUGCUCCCGUCUACAGAGUCGGGCCAGCUAGCAUUCGCUUGAAAUUUGGUUUCUUCGCCAUCUGUGUAAAUGCAAAAGACACUUGAGAAAUGGAAAUUAAUCGAGUUGAUUUUGAGAGAAUUAAUUGAUAAAUUUAUAAUUGCCUUUGCUACUAAUUCAUUCAAUAUAUCCUUUAUAUUUAUUCUUAAUGACAUCCAACUCAUAA